UUGGAGAACAUGGGAGUUAAAAUAUAGAUUUCAACAGCUAGAUGUCCUAGAGUAUGGUAGCCAGCUCCUCAAAAGCACAAGUUUGUUGCUUUUCUAUGCAGUCCUUUCUCAUCUGUCGGGAGGACCAUGUGCCCCAGACCCUACGCUGCCUCUACCCAGUCAGAGAUGGUUAGAUGUGGGGAGAGGUACUGUGUCAGAGUAUGCAAGAUAAGUACAGGGAUGGAGUUCCCUGUGGACAUGCUGGGGUCAAUAAGACCGGAGGAGGAGGAGCAAGCUGCUCAUCGCUACAUGACCCAGCUACGAUAUAUCAGCCUGGACCAGGCGGACACCUUUACCCUGCCCAGCCACAGAAAGAUCCGUAUCAGUCUGAGUAAUGUUGGAUUCAUGCCCAUCUACGGAGGAGACCUGAAACACAAGAUUCUAGCCCUGUUUGCUCCAGAUGACCAGCUCACAGCUGUGGCUCUAUUCUUGGCUGGUCAGUGGUGGUCCAUAGAAGACCUUCUCAAAACCUCAGACCCAUCCAGAACUGGUCUCAUCAAGGUACGUAGCCUUGGUGAGCGGAUCAUCCUGUACGUCCUGAACCGUAUCGUGUACCGGGUGGGUGAGAUGGACCAGCCCGAGGUGCCCUUCCUGUGUCACGGCCAGCAUGAGUUUGCCAAGCUCCUGUGGAAGGACGGACACGCCAUCGGCUUCUACUCCGUCAAACCCAAAGACAGCCUAUGUAGUAACUUUGUUACCCAGCGUUACCAGCUCCCUGUCAUGGACUCCAUCUUUGUCAGGAAGCGUCACCGUGGAAACGGCCAUGGUCUGGAGAUGCUGGAGGACUUUGUGGACUCCUUCAAGGAUGACCAGCUGGGCCUAAAGUACCCUCUCUCUCUAACUAUGUAUAAAGUGUGCCGCCAGUACUUAUGUCGGUACCCUGCCGACCAGGACCUCCUGUGGGUGGUGGAAGGCGUUGGAGGUCCCUACCAGAGGGAGAGCAUCUCCAGCAAAAUCAAAGCUCUGGGUCUGAAAGGGGUCAUUCGCAUGGGGAAGGCGAACGGCGAUCACAGAGAAGACAAUCUGAACAGCACCGACAUACACAUGGAGGACAACUGUCUGGACCUUACUGGGGAUGUUUUGGUGGUGAAUAAGCCUCUCACAUUUACAGAAGUCCUGGACGAAACACCGCUAUCACCAAACAGAAGUGGCAGUCAUAACAAGCGUAGCAGGGAAGAGAUGGAAGAUUUCACAGAUGAGAGCCAACCGCUGAAGAUGAACAGAUUUGAGGAUGAGGAAGCAAUAGAAGGGACAACGCCUACCACAGUAGAAGGAGGAGUGGAGGAGGCAGAGGAGGACAAGGAGUCCAGAGAACCGAUUUCCGUAGUGGAGGAGGAUGCUACCACUCAGGACUUGGAAGAGGUUAACAGAGAAUUGACAGAUGACCAGGAUAAGGAGGAGCGAGUUGAGGAAAAGAUGGAGGGAGAGAUGGCCCCAAAGCAGCCUGAGGCAAUGCUGGAGAACAUAUUGACAGAGGAAGGCUCGGAAAUUGAGGAAGAGGCGGUGGUGAAGGAUAAAAAGUCCACUGAGGCCAAAGGCACCGUAGAAGCCUCUUCAGUGGAGUCUGCUGAACCUGUGGUGGAAAAUGAGGAUCCACUCGGGUUAGUGAAACAACCAGCCUCCACUCCAGAGGAGGACCACUCGCCCACAAAGCCAAAACCUGUGGAGUCCUCCAUCUCUGGGGAGGACGCUGUAGAAGAUGCUUGUGUGCUUUCAGAGGGGGCAGAGAGGCAACUUCCAGAGGAGGCUGGAGCUUCACUCAUGGAAGGAGAAGAAAAGACUGAAGGAGACUCCGAGGGACCGGGGAAAUUCUCUGAGGAGCCCUCCGCUGUGGACAGCAUCAGCCAGGAAACAGAGCUGCAGGACGGGCUGGCAGACCUGUCUUUCCAACCUCUAGAGGAAGCAGAGAACCAGCUUCCUGCUGAAGAAGAAGAAAAAGCAAAGGAGGUCCUGGACCAGGAGGAAGAAAUAAAAGAAGUAGCUGAGAAGGCUCAAAUGGUGGAGGAGGAGGAGGAGGAGGAGGAGGAGGAGAGCGAGAUCUCAGAUGAUGGUGAAGAUAAGGUCCCCUCAUCCAGGAGAGGUGGCAGCAAUAGUCAAACGCCCCCAAAACGGAAAUCUGAGAGACUGAGCAGAGGGGUCAUCGAACUCCAGGAGCUGGACACAGAGCAGUCUGAGGUCACGGAGGAAGAGGAGGAGAAAGCUACAGUGACGGAGGAGGAAGAAGGGGCUGUGGAGCAUAGUUUGGUUGAGGUUGAUAAGGCAGAAGAUGAUGAUGACGAGGAGGAGGAGGAGGGGGAGGAAGAGGAGCAGCCGCCCGUGAUCGACCAGAGGGCACUGAGGAGGAAGAGCAAAACAAGCCAGACUCCAAAGAAAGCCAGAGGGAAACGACGCAGCAAGAUCUAGACACACGCUAACGUUCCUUUAUAUCUUCACUCAUGUUGUUUCGGUGUUUUUUCUUUUCCUGUAAAUGUUUUUUUUUGUACAGGAAUUCUUAUCACUUGCUGUUGCAAGUCAAUGUGAAGUCUUUUUUAAUGUUCAAAUGUGAUUUUAUUCUUGUUUUUACUAACUGCAGUUUUGCAUGCCUGUUGUUGGUUCAUAGUUGAUUAUCACCCUCAAGCCCUACUCCCAUUUCUCCUAUUGCCAGGACCCAUAGAUAAAUAAAAUGAGUAGCAACCCCAAACCAUUCAGUGGCGGCAUGAUGGGUGGAUUGGUAGCCAUUGCGAUUGUAGCCAUGAGUUUACUGUAGAACGGUCUGGAUUAGAGGUUGCAUGGACGUUCUAUGGAUUCUACUUCUGUUCCGUUUUGACUUGUCGUCUAUUGUUGUAUUUAAAUUCAGUGCUGGUCUUGCAUGUGAUUUAAAUACAACAAUAUGCAUGUGAUUCUAGUAAUUAGCUGGUUGAUAGACUGAAUCAGGAUAGUUAUUACUGGGGUUUGGAACAAGGCCAUGGUUUUACAUGCGCUCUUAGUUUUCUUUUUCUAAAAGCCUUUAUGUAAUUAGCUCGAGCAGACGUCACCUCCUUUGACUUCUAGACCCUUUUUAGGACUAAAUGUAGCUUGUAUGAAAAAGGAAAAUAUUCCCAAAAUUCCUGUAAUUUUCUGUGUGGGACACAACACCUAGUACUGAAUUUUGGGAUAGGUACAUUGGUUUUGAAUGUCCUGAACAACUACGGAAAAGGCUUUGAAUUACCAUUGGGAGACACAGUAGAGCAUACGAAUGCAUGCACACACACACACAUUCACAUAUGCAUAUUGAUAUAUAAACAUGUAUAAAAACAAAUAUUAUAUUCAGUUAAUAUACUGUACUUAUGAACUAGAUUUUGAAUUGGGUGAAAGUAUUCGAUUGAUAGUUUAGGAAUAAAAUCAGAUUUUAUACAUGCGUUUCCCAAGUAAAAUGCUAAAUUAUACUUUAUCUCCAGUUAAUAGCAUGCUUAAUUAAAAUUAUACUGGAUGCAAGGAUUAUGUAAAACAAUAACUAUUACUAUAAAUGUUGUCCUUAUUUAAUUGUGUACCACUCCAAAAAGAAUUGCCUUUAGGGACACACUUUUAAAUAGUUAUAGUAAUCAAAUACUUUUUUACUUACCAUGUUGAUAUGAACUGAUAAACUUUUUGUGUCUGCAUGUAGUUUAAAGGAGUUUUUAUAUUCUAGAGAUUUUUUAUAUAGUUGUAAAAACCAACCGUAAAACAAAAUAUCACUAUAAAAUGUUUAUGAAGCUAGUUUAUUUCCACCUGAAGUUUAUGCUGCCAGUAUGUUGAUUUCCAUCAUUGAUGAAAAGUAGAUUCAAAUCUGUCAAUCAGCAUAAAAACAAAAGCUUUGUCCCCCCAGUGUUGUUUCCACCAAUGUACCUAAGAAGCAGAGCAUGGAAAUGUAGUGCACAUAAAAGGACUUUAGUUGUGGAUAUAUUUGUUUCUGCGUCCAGAUGGGAGGGGACUGAUGAUUGGAUCGGGGUCACGAGUGACAUGACUGUGAAUGGAAACGUGGUUAUAAGUAUUAGGCAUUUUGAACCAAAAAUGUAAUAGGAACAGUUUUGGGCUAUUGAUGUACCAUCAUAAUUGUUCAUUAUGGAACCUUUACACCAGGGACAUUUUCAUUACGCACCAAUAAUGAAAAUAGGCUUCAACGGAGAAGGUCUACCUGAACUUGCCCAAUUAAACAAAUAAUUUUCUUUUGCAAUCAUUAUGCUAUAAUGUGCACUAAUGAAUUUGACCCAUUUUAAGGGGAAGAACGGCCUUUGCCCUUGUUAAUGAGCUGGUUUGAACCAUUUGCAUUGACUGUUUCUUCUCUAUGGAAAACUCCUGGAGCCUUGCCAGAUUGUUCAUGCAACUAUUUCCUGCUACCCAAAGAAACUCAAUGUCUUUGUAAGGUUUCCUAUUCUAGUUAUUCUAUAAUGUUAACUUAUCUUUUAGCUGGACAUUAUUUGGGUUUCCUUAACUUGACCUUUUAUUUAUCCAUGCUAGUCUGCUGCUUCGUCUAUGUAAAAGCAUGUCUUUUGUUUUGUUAGGGUUGCCCAGGACGGGUCAUGUAAAAGACCAGAAACUGUAGCCUAAAAUACGAGGUUGAUUUCAAUAGUUGGCCGCAGAUUCCUUUUUCGAUUCCUUUAUUUGCACUGAUCUGAAAACAAGGGACAGGUAAAAGUAAUAUGGUAGAACACCACCUAAAGGUUUUUACCUGUCCACUGCCAGAUCAGUGUCAGGGAGAACAGUGAAGACCAGGGGUUUUUAAAAUGUGGUGCGUGUCCCCAGAAGGGUGCCAGGCAGCUUCAGGGGAGCUGUGGCUUUAUGUACAAUGGCCUAAGUAAUGACUUGGUCGUUUCUUCCCGGUUUUGAUUGUCCGCAUAGUGGAACACUGAACAUGCAACUGGCUCUGUUAGGAUGCUUAACACUGAUUGACUGAUAGAUAGUGUGAAUUGAUGUUCUAUGACGGGAGGCCUGCUGUCUUGGCCUUUAAAAAACCCUGGUCUAGACUAUUGAGAGUUACCCCACGUGUUGGCUGUGGAAAGACCAGUCUUUUCAGCUGUUCUUGUUCACUUUCCUUUAUACCUGUUGCUAUACUUUUACAUGUAUACCCUGCCACCUGUUUCCAAUACUUUCUGAAGGAGUUUAAUGUCUGAAAACUAGGAUGAAUUGAAUGUUACACAGCCAUGUGAGUAGUUUAUGCGUUUCUCCAGCAGGGGUAGCCAGAACGCUGUAGUCCUGCAUUAAAAGGAAUUCUCUGGUCACGUGAUCAUCCAGAUUGUACCUCCUUCCAGCUGAAAGUCCUUGCAAACCAUUGAUUUAGAUAAUAAGAGACAACCGUUUCUAGCCAGUUGAAACCAGUGGGAGUGCUACUCCCUCUCCCAUUGACCUAUUACUCUCCUGGACUUAAUUUGGAUUAGUGUUGGUGAUGUGUGGUGAGAUCAAUUUUUUUGUGUGUUUUUAGAGGCACUUGGCUAUUUUUAAUAGGGUGGUCAUGUGUCCAUGUUGCACCUCUAAGUCUGGUACUUCCUGUUUGGCCUGGACCACUGAUUCUGAUUCUCUUGGUGGUCCUCUCAUUCUGCCUCACAUCAAUGCCGUUUCCCACACAGUCCUGUUUCCUGGGUGGCCUACAAACUUCUUAGACCGGCUUACACCUGGGGUUUUGUUUACUAUGGUGUAAUGAAGAAAUGGUUAAUGUUAGGUACAACACUCUACAGCGUUUCAGAACAUUGUACCUUCCUGAACAUAGCCCUGAGUCAGCUUUCCCACUUGAUUCACUAACAACCAAACAGGCAUUUGAUUACCUACAUAGUGUACAACUUUUCACAGCAAGUGCUAAGGGCCCCAGUCAAAGGUAUGGAACAGGGUGCCACUUAAGAUACAGACUUAUGCUGAAUGUUUUCAGUUUUUCCUACAGUCUGGUCAGAGGAAUGGCUUGUUUCAGUAUGAACACCAAUAGUACAGGGAUAGAUUAAUUUGAUUUUAAAGAGGUCUUAUUUCUCUAUAAUAGUGAAUAAAAUGUGCCUUUGGUUUUUCUAUACACCUACUGCAUGGGGCUUUUUCCUCUGAUGUUUUAUUUUCACCAAUUAGUUAUACUUUUUUGCAGUUCAUGAGUUUCAUUUCAAAUCACCACCUUUUAUAAUUGAAUACAACUCAUUCCUGGAUCUUGUCACUUCCUCAGUUUACCUCCUAUGACAUUAUUUCACCUAUUAUGUAGUUUUUUUCCUCAGCAGUUUCAAUACAGACUUCUGUUUAUCUUAUUAGUAACAUUUCACUGAACGUCUUUCAAGCUCUGAUUUCCUUGUAGUUAAUAAAAAUAAAGAAUGUUUUUCGGAA
Molecule: messenger RNA, 6327 nt
Organism: Esox lucius (northern pike)
Lineage: Eukaryota; Metazoa; Chordata; Actinopteri; Esociformes; Esocidae
Gene: fam169ab
Product: family with sequence similarity 169 member Ab
Exons: 14
Coding region: 127-2442 (771 amino acids)
Source: RefSeq, a predicted model, not a curated record